Molecule: messenger RNA, 1244 nt
Organism: Impatiens glandulifera
Lineage: Eukaryota; Viridiplantae; Streptophyta; Magnoliopsida; Ericales; Balsaminaceae
Product: agamous-like MADS-box protein AGL65
Exons: 10
Coding region: 18-1244 (408 amino acids)
Biological process (GO): regulation of transcription by RNA polymerase II
Molecular function (GO): protein dimerization activity; RNA polymerase II cis-regulatory region sequence-specific DNA binding; DNA-binding transcription factor activity, RNA polymerase II-specific
Source: RefSeq, a predicted model, not a curated record
UUUAGUAUCUUAGAGUCAUGGGAAGGGUUAAGUUAAAAAUAAAGAGGUUGGAGAACACUGCAAAUAGACAAGUGACAUAUUCUAAAAGAAGAAAUGGAAUUUUGAAAAAAGCUCAAGAACUGUCGAUACUAUGCGACAUAGAAAUUAUACUUCUCAUGUUUUCGCCUACUGGGAAACCAACAUUAUUCCGUGGAGAACGCAGCAAUAUUGAAGAGGUUAUUGGAAAAUUUGCUCAGCUAACGCCCCAAGAAAGGGCGAAAAGGAAGCUUGAGAGCCUUGAAGCACUGAAGAAAACCUUUAAGAAGAUGGAUCAUGAUGUAAAUAUACAGGAGUUUUUGGGUUCAAGGGUUAGAUCAAUUGAGGAAUUAGCCAAUCAAGUAAGGACAUUGAAGGCACAACUAACAGAAGUGCAUAGAAGAUUGAGCUGUUGGAGUAGCCCUGAGAAAGUUGACAAUGUUGAACAUCUUAUGCAGAUGGAAGAUUCCCUAAAGGAAUCACUCAAUCGAAUCCGAAUACAUAGGGAAAAUUUCGCGAAAUUCCCAUUAAUGUCAAUGGAAUCCACAAGCCAAUUCAGGACUGGGAUGUGUAUGCCUUUAACAAUGGCUGGAACAUCAGAAGGCCAACCAUUAUCAUGGCUUCCUUCUAACGAUGAUCAACACAUGACAUUGUUGGUUGAGCCAAAUUUUCUUUCUCAAAGAGAGUUCGGUUGCAGUUCAGAUCCAUCAAUUCAAACAUACUCUGGUUACAUUGAGAAUUGCAGAACCGAGAUAAAGAAUAAUACAAAUGGACAAGUUGAUAACAGGGGACAGGAAUGUGGAUCGCUUGAUGAUGGUUCAUGUUUGAGUAUGUUUAUGAGAGACCAAUUUUCUUACAAUCCUUAUAGUAAUUUAGUUCUACAUGAAACAAAUAAAAUGAAGUCUGAAACUGGGAUUAACUGUCAUAAUAACCACCACCACCCUUUGGAUUUUCACUUUGACGAGAAUUUUGGAUCAACCCAUGGACAACAACAGCCUAUAUUCGACAACAUUCCUCCUACUCAGACUACUUGGAUUCAUCCGCCCGAGCCUUGUCCGAUCUCUAUUUUUGGUCAAAAGUCUUUUGAACAGGCUGGUACCUCACAAUUCUUGUCAUAUUUAUCAAUCUUGCUCUCUCAUAUUUGUUUUUUGUUUUGUUUUUGUUUCAGCAACAGCUUUAACAUCGGAAGAAACCCGUUUGGUGGUAGGUGCAAGGAUAAAGUUGUAUAG